AUGUGGGGCUGCGUGAAGGAAUCCUUCUUGAGCCCUUUGUCUGCGGCCCUUUUGAAAGUCCGGAAGGCAAUCCAGGUAUUCUGGAGUAAGAAUGGCCUCUUGACGCUCUCCUUGCUUUCAGUAGUCACUGGCUGCCUCUUAGGCUUCCUGCUGAGGACACUGGAGUUGACGGAUCUGGAGAAGCAGUACUUCUCUUUCCCUGGAGAGCUCCUGAUGAGGAUGUUAAAGAUGCUAAUUUUGCCACUGAUCACCUCCAGCUUGAUGUCUGGCCUGGCCACCAUGGACUCCAGAGUCUGCGGGAAGAUGGGGAUCAUCACCCUCACAUACUACCUCUGGACGACCUUCCUGGCCGUCACCACUGGGAUUAUCUUGGUGACCAGCAUCCACCCGGGGGCUGCUGCCCAGAAGGAAGAGUACACGGUCAGCAAGGUGGUGCUAAGCUCAGCAGAUGCUUUGCUGGACCUUAUCAGAAAUAUGUUUCCUUCCAACCUCAUUGAGGCUUCAUUCCAGCAGUACCGAACAGUCCUCGUCCCAGUAGCGAAAGCCUCUGGAUUCCCAAAGAUCCCACUGAAGUCUCUGAAUUAUGUUUAUUUUGCACCGGAUGCUGAAAACCCCAAGGUCCAUCAGCCUGUGCUCCUUGAAAUCACACCAUCUCCGGAAAUGACCUACCGGACCCUCCCUGGCACCAACAGUGAGAUGAACGUAUUGGGUAUUGUUAUCUUCUCAGCCACGAUCGGACUCCUUUUGGGGAAGAUGGGUGACCGUGGGACCCCCCUCGUCAACGUGUGCCAGUGUCUGAAUGAGGCAGUGAUGAAGAUCGUCUCCAUGGCUGUCUGGUACUUCCCUUUCGGCAUUGUCUUUCUGAUUGCUGGGAAGAUCUUGGAGAUGGAGGACCCCAUCAUGAUUGGGAGGAAACUGGGUCUCUAUGCCAUGACGGUAGUGACUGGGCUGGCUAUCCACGGCUUUGUCUUCUUGCCCAUAUUGUUUGUGGCCAUCACCAAGAAAAACCCCUUCCCUUUCAUCCGGGGGAUGCUGCAAGCCCUGCUGAUUGCUCUGGCAACCUCAUCCAGCUCCGCCACACUGCCCAUCACCUUGAAGUGUCUUCUUGAAAACAACAGGAUUGACAGGCGUGUGGCCAGGUUUGUCCUCCCGGUUGGUGCCACCAUCAAUAUGGACGGGACGGCCCUCUAUGAGGCGGUGGCCGCCAUCUUCAUAGCCCAAGUCAACGAAUUCGACUUGGACUUGGGACAGAUCAUAACCAUCAGCAUCACAGCCACGGCAGCGAGCAUUGGGGCGGCCGGGAUCCCACAGUCAGGGCUUGUCACGAUGGUCAUUGUGUUAACAUCUGUCGGCCUUCCCACUGAAGACAUCACCCUGAUCAUUGCUGUCGACUGGGCUUUGGAUCGAUUACGCACCAUGACCAAUGUCCUGGGCGAUGCUCUGGCAGCAGGAAUCAUAGCCCACAUCUGCCGGGAAGAUUUUACUCCGCGGUCACCCAAACAAGAUUCCGGGAGCACUAAAGACAAGCCUGUUCUGGCAGAGGCUACCCUGAUCUAUCCCAAAGACCAUGUGAUGGAGAUCAUCGAAGAGGUUUUAUCGGAACGGACAGGCAACAAUUACAACAUCUGCCAGGUGUGA
Messenger RNA from Eublepharis macularius, 1638 nucleotides. Its product is annotated as excitatory amino acid transporter 5-like. The transcript has 11 exons. The record is from RefSeq and is a predicted model, not a curated record. Gene Ontology annotation, biological process: L-glutamate transmembrane transport. Gene Ontology annotation, molecular function: glutamate:sodium symporter activity; neutral L-amino acid transmembrane transporter activity; L-glutamate transmembrane transporter activity. Gene Ontology annotation, cellular component: plasma membrane. Bases 1 to 1638 code for a protein of 545 amino acids. NCBI's taxonomy places the organism in Eukaryota, Metazoa, Chordata, Lepidosauria, Squamata, Eublepharidae.